Molecule: messenger RNA, 489 nt
Organism: Cotesia congregata
Lineage: Eukaryota; Metazoa; Arthropoda; Insecta; Hymenoptera; Braconidae
Source: the annotation of a GenBank genome assembly
AUGAAUAUUUCAACUUCUAAACAGUAUUCCGCAAUAGUUAUCAUUCAAAAUUUAUUGUUGCUAUUCGAUGUUUGUGUUAACUCAUUUUCUAGUUUUACUCGAUUUUAUCCUGUAGAACUUUUAUCUCUUUACAUAAUUCAGGAUUUUUGUUUGAUUGUUGCUUUAACAUUAUUGUUGGUCAAUUUUUUCGCUACGUAUAUUUUCCAGACAGGACUUAUUCAACUGCUGUACGUCAGAUUUCGCACAACUUUAGUACUAUGUGUUCUUUACAUAAUAUUGAGUAUUAUUCUCCACAUAUGGCAUAUGACCAUUCAUUGGAACUACCCUCUAACUCAUUAUUGGACCAGAGGUUUUCAUUGCCUUUAUUCAAUACACAGAACAGUUGCAGUAAUAUACUAUUACUUUUACAAAAGAGCGUCUCUUAGAAUUGGUGAUCCAAGAUUUUAUGAAGGCUCAUCUUGGAUGGAAAAACAACUCAAUCUCACUUGA